This is a messenger RNA of Ostreococcus lucimarinus CCE9901, 1907 nucleotides long. RefSeq lists its product with no specific name. Gene Ontology annotation, molecular function: adenylylsulfate kinase activity; ATP binding. The transcript is spliced from 2 exons. Lineage: Eukaryota; Viridiplantae; Chlorophyta; Mamiellophyceae; Mamiellales; Bathycoccaceae. The record is from RefSeq and is a predicted model, not a curated record. Gene Ontology annotation, biological process: sulfate assimilation. Bases 1 to 660 code for a protein of 219 amino acids.
AUGACGCACGCGCGCGCGCGCGCGGUCGACGCGUACAAGGUGGGCGAGUCGACGAACAUCAAGUGGCACGAGGGCGCGGUCGAUCGCGAGACGCGCGAGAGGGCGCUCGGGCAGCGAGGGUGCGUGCUUUGGUUCACCGGCCUGUCGGGAUCGGGGAAGUCCACGGUGGCGUACACGCUCGAGCACGAACUGUUCAAGCGAGGGAAGAUCGCGCAGGUGCUCGACGGCGACAACAUUCGACACGGGUUGAACUCGAAUUUGGGGUUCACCGCGGCCGAUCGAGAGGAGAACAUUCGCAGGAUCGGUGAGGUUUCGAAACUGUACGCGGAUAGCGGGAUGAUCACGCUCGUGAGCUUCAUUUCGCCGUAUAAGAAGGAUCGGUUGGCGGUGCGGGAACGCGUCGGCGACCGCUUCGUCGAGGUGUACAUGAAGAUUCCGUUGAGCGUGUGCGAGGAACGCGACCCGAAGGGGCUUUACAAGGCUGCUCGGGCGGGUAAGAUUAAGGGAUUCACCGGCAUCGACGAUCCGUACGAAGAACCGGUGAACGCGGAGAUUGAAAUGGAAGUCGCCAAGGAGGACGGCGUCUUGGCGCCGCCGCGAGACAUGGCGCACAAAAUCAUCGAGUAUUUGGACGCCAAGGGAUUCUUGAAGGCUGAUUGAUCUCGUCGUAUCGCCUCGAUCGUUGCACAUUAAUAAUACCAUCGUAUUGCUUACGCGCGCGCAUCGUUCUUCGUCCAUUCGUGUCGUUUCCAGACGGUUUCGCGAAGACGCGCCGAAGAGGUUCCAACGCACUAACACCCCACGCGUUCCACGCGUACUACUUUCAACAACCACCACCACAUCCAUGCGCAGAUGUUCACUUUCCCCACGGCGUCGUCGGUUUGAGACGCUCGGGAGGCGCAAACGUCAUUGGACAGAUUUUUGCGCUGGCGAAAUUCGCUUGGAUCCAUCGUCUAUUCAUGUCCAAAGAAUCCGCUCUAUUGGUGAUCGUGCGCUGAUGAAUGAACACCUCGCGCAUCUCCAUUCCCUCCUCGGCGAAUAAAGCCACCAAAUCUUCUAUUGUGAAGUAGUACGCGCGCGUGCCGUCGUGUCGCACAUAAAAGUUUUCCGACAACUUUUGAUUCGCCGCCACCUUCCCUUCGAACCUUUCCUGCGCUAAAUCCCCCGCGGCGUAGUCACGAACGCAUAUUGCGCCUCGUUGACCGUCUCGCAUGACGGUCGAUAGAUUUCGUACGCAGUACUUCAUCUUCUCUCGCGACAUCGCGCUCAGCGCGAACACCAUCGUGGCGACGUCGACGCAUCCGGCGGGUACGUUCUCCAACAAGCUCUCACACGUCGCGUCGCACACGAACGCCUUGACGCGAUCGCGAUCGCGUGGCGGCAGCGUCGCCGCGCGUUCGAGCACCAUAUCUAUCGCGCGCUUACUAAAAUCGCAGCAGUACACCGUCGCUUCGGCGUCGAGCUCGAGCAGCGGAAACACCGUGUUCCCGACCCCGCACCCGAGCUCUAGAAACGCGCGCGGCGCGUCUUCACGAGGCGCGUACGACGGCGCGGGACCUCGCGCGCGGUCCACGCGCGCGCCCAUGUCCUCGUCGACGUCCUCGAGCGCGGUUUCCUCGGGAGGUUUGGCGAACACGUCCGGCCAUUCGCGCGCCAACCAGUGCCGAUCCUUGAAGAAAUUCGUCGCGUGCGUCUUGUAAAAGACGUCCCAGUUUUUUCGCGCGUCUGUUUCGUAUUUUUGGCGCCAAAAAUCGCUCACGGUGUCGGACAUGACGCGCGAGCCGUCGCCACGGCGCGUCCCGCAGUGCGGCGGUUACGACGCCGCGGCGACGCCUCGGUCGGUGCACGCGAUCGUGCGGGUUUCGGUGACGAUGAUAUCGACUAACUUAUCCCUGGGGGGUAGACUU